Boeremia exigua is the source of this 3159-nucleotide messenger RNA. Its product is annotated as permease for cytosine/purines, uracil, thiamine, allantoin-domain-containing protein. NCBI's taxonomy places the organism in Eukaryota, Fungi, Ascomycota, Dothideomycetes, Pleosporales, Didymellaceae. Bases 1 to 3159 code for a protein of 1052 amino acids. Gene Ontology annotation, biological process: transmembrane transport. The transcript is spliced from 5 exons. The record is from RefSeq and is a predicted model, not a curated record. Gene Ontology annotation, cellular component: fungal-type vacuole membrane; plasma membrane. Gene Ontology annotation, molecular function: transmembrane transporter activity.
AUGACGGACUCCGACACUUCCAAUGUUAAUGCUACUCAGAGGAGCGAUAAGCACGCGGUGCUUGCGCCAGAGGCUGGUGGCGGACUGCCCACGUCGGAGCGCGCUUCUGAUCAAGGCGGGCUGCGGCGCGCGUGGGUCGCGUUUGAGACGCAGCUUGUAGCGUACAAUCUCGAGGCGCGCGGCAUCCAGCGCGUGGAGCCAGACGAGAGGCAAGAGCUGCGUGCGUUAGGGUACUCGCAGGUGGCGAUCAUGUGGUUUUCGGUGAAUCUGGCAGCCAACAAUAUUACGUUGGGGAUGCUCGGACCCGCGGUUUUUGCGCUGGGGUUCGUGGACAGCUGUUUGUUGAGCGUGUUCGGAGCGCUUGUAGGGUCUGUGGUCGUUGCGUAUAUUGCGACGUUUGGACCGCGCAGUGGGACGAGGACGAUGGUGUUCUCGCGGUAUAGUAUGGGGUGGUGGCCUUCCAAGAUUGUGGUGUUGCUGAACAUUGUCGUGUUGCUAGGGUACGGCAUGAUUGAUUGCGUAGUGGCAGGCCAGAUUCUCUCUGCCGUUUCUGGCAACACCAUGUCUGUCGUAGUCGGCAUCAUUAUCGUGGCGGUCAUUGCGUGGGCCAUUACCACUUUCGGGUACCAGAUCUUCCACUACUACGAGCGCUGGGCAUGGCUGCCUCAGCUCGUUGUUCUUUGUAUCCUUGCCGGCGUCGCAGGCCCAAAUUUCAACGUCUCUGCAGCGUCCCACGGCGACGAGAACCCGGAUACUAUCAUCGGCAAUAGGAUCAGCUUUUUUGGCCUCACCCUCGCCGCAGCUAUCACGUAUGGCGGUGGAGCAGCAGACUACUUUGUCUACUAUCCCGAACACGCCUCUUCUUUCAAGAUCUUCGGCAUGACCCUGUUUGGCCUCAUCUGUAGCUUUACCUUCGCCUUCGUGCUCGGAAUCGGUCUAGCUUGUGGCAUGCUGGCCAACCCCGACUGGGAAGCCGCGUACGGCACCUCUCAAGGCGCACUUAUCGUUGAAGCCUACCGCCCCCUUGGUGUAUUCGGCUCUUUCUGCGGUGUUGUAGUCGCGCUCGGUCUCGUCGCCAACCUCAUCGUACCAACCUACUCUUCUGGCAUUGACGCGCAGAUCCUGGGUCGCUGGGCCGGUGCGGUUCCACGCGUGAUCUGGAACACAGUCGGCGUUAUCAUCUAUACCGUCUGCGCUCUGGCAGGCCGCGCCCACCUUGCAGAAAUCUUCACCAACUUCCUUGCCCUGAUGGGGUACUGGGUAUCAAUCUGGAUCGCCAUCGUGCUGGAGGAGCACCUCAUCUUCCGCCGCAAGACGGGUUGGAACUGGGACGUGUGGAACCAGCAGAAAAAGCUGCCUUUGGGGAUCGCAGCGUUUGUGGCGUUCGUCGUGGGCUGGGUCGGCGCCAUCCUUUGCAUGGCGCAGGUCUGGUACUAUGGACCCAUCGCGUUGCUGGUGGGCACUUACGGUGCUGACAUGGGUAACUACGUUGGAUUCGCCUGGGCUGCGCUCGUCUACCCGCCGUUGCGGAUGUUGGAGAUCAAGAAGUUUGACGCCGACGAGGCGCUCAUCAGUCUCGCAGACGACGACCUCAUAAGUCUCGCCUCUGACUCGGCAGCAAGUCUCGCAUCCCCCACUACUGCAUCCGCCACGAGCAAGAUGGAAGUCAACCGCCUCAAGCCUUUGCAGCGUGACAGCUUUUCUGACCUCACCUGCCUAAUGAAGGCCAAGAAGCCCUACACACCGGUUCUUCCUUCCUCGCCAAGCCCCUCGAUGUCACGCCCAGUCAUUGACAUGCAGUUCGCCAGCCGCGUGAGCAGCGGCAGCAGCAUUCAGUCCCCAAAUACGCGGGCGCACUACGCGGAUCGCUCAGUCGCAGCUUUCUUGCAGAGCCAGUAUCCUCCGACCACUGCUUCAGAAGCUUCGGUCCCCCAGGAGUACAGCCAGCAGCGUAUGGAGCAGUUCGAGUCGAUCAUGCAGAGAGUUGCAGACCUGUGCAAAGACGAAGACGACGACGACAACGACGACGACGACGACGCUACUGUUUGCAACACUGUCAACCCGUUCCAGCCUGAUCCAAAGCUCUCAGUUAGACCCAUCGCCCCUCCCACGCCAGCCUUGUCAACCAGUCCUGCGUUGCCAGAAGAGCCUAUGGUGCGUGUCACCAAGCACGUCUGGGACGCUAUGGGCAGAGAUCUGAAGGCCUGCGAGGAGAAAAAUGAAGCGCUGGAGCUUAAGAUCGCGCGUCUGGAGAAACGCAAAGUCACGUCUCCAGGAGAAGACUACCAGAAUGACUUGGAGACACGAAUUGGCAAACUGCAGUACCAGAACGAAACCAACAAGACCCAGAUGGCUACAAUGGCUCGCACCAUGGCAGAGAAAGACAUGCAGAUUAAGCAGAUGCAGCUCGAGAUGUUCAGCACCAACAGGCGUUUAGAAGAUGCGACAACAGCGGCUAAGAAUCACGUUGAGGUCGCUGCAAAGCUCGAAUAUCUCCAGAUGACGACGAAGAACGGUAGGGCCAAUGACUGUCCUCAAGACAGCUUUCGCCAACUGUCUGACAAAUCUCAUCAAUCUGCCCACAAAGAUGCAGACAAGUAUAAGACACUGGCACAGGAGCACCAGAAAGAGCUCACUCAGUGUGAGAAGUUGCUGCAAUCCACCAAAGAGAAGUAUGCGGCCGAGCACAUAAAGGUAGGCGAGCUUGAGGACCGCGUUGAAGACAUUCAGCGUGAGCUAUCUCAAGGUGGCGAUCUCCGUGGUCAACUCAAGGAGAAGACCAGUGCUUGCGACCGCCUUCGCAACGAGCUCAAUGCCCAGACGAAAGCUUUUGAAGACCUCAUUGCUAAAGAAGCGGAAACACGUCUCCUACGUGCCUCGGACGAUGGCAAAGCUUUGCGUGGUGGCGUUCAUCUCGUCAAGCCCGCGUCAGACACCAAACUGUCUCCGCUCGUCCUCAGCUGUCUUGAGUGUUACAACAAGAACAUCACUUGUGACAACAAAGCCCGCUGCCGCCACUGUUACGAGAACAACGAGACCUGCUCUCGAUGGCGCUGCAGCCUCAAGCACAUUCUUGGCCAGUGCACAAACCUUCCCUGCACCUUCCCCCACGAAGCUGAUGGCUGGCUGGUGGCAACCGAACCAAGGCCUCAGUGGUAG